UCGCAUCAUGUCAAGUCGGCAUUUGCUUAUUUGAGGUUUUGAGGUUUUAGGGUUUUUUCUCUCUCUCUCUCUCUCUCUCUCGCUACACUUCUUUCGCUCGAACCCAAGAAGCCAUGACUGCCCAAACUCAAGAAGAGCUCCUAGCUGCUCAUCUGGAGCAGCAGAAAAUUAAUGCUGAUGAGCCAGUGGUGGAAGACGACGAGGAUGAUGAUGAGGACGAUGAAGAGGAUGAUGACGCUGAAGGACAACAAGAUGGAGAUGCAAGUGGUAGGUCAAAGCAAAGCAGAAGCGAAAAGAAGAGUCGCAAGGCAAUGCUAAAGCUAGGAAUGAAGGCUAUACCUGGUGUUAGUCGUGUUACUGUCAAGAAAAGGAAGAAUAUUUUGUUUGUCAUUUCAAAACCCGAUGUCUUUAAGAGCCCAACAUCAGACACAUAUGUUAUAUUUGGUGAGGCAAAGAUAGAAGACUUGAGCUCACAACUGCAAACUCAGGCUGCGGAACAAUUUAAAGCUCCUGAUUUGAGCAAUGUGAUUCAAAAGCCUGAACCAUCAACGAUUGCUCAGGACGAUGAAGAAGUGGAUGAGACAGGAGUGGAGCCAAAGGAUAUUGAGUUGGUUAUGACCCAAGCUGGGGUGUCCAGGUCAAAGGCCGUUAAGGCUCUCAAAGCUGCUGAUGGAGAUAUAGUUUCAGCAAUUAUGGAGUUGACCAACUAAAAGAGUUUUAUUGAUGCUUUUAGUAACUUGUUGCUCAUGCAAGCAUCUCAUGUAUCGUUUGCAUUUCCUUGUUGCUUGUUUCUUGCCAUUUACCGUCCAUGUUCUGCUACUAUGGUGACAUAAACUGGUAGUCAAAGAUUGAGCUUUCUCAAGUUAUCUUCAUUUUCAUUAAUU
Messenger RNA from Sesamum indicum (sesame), 884 nucleotides. The record is from RefSeq and is a predicted model, not a curated record. Lineage: Eukaryota; Viridiplantae; Streptophyta; Magnoliopsida; Lamiales; Pedaliaceae.